UCUCGGUGCGCACUUAUCUCCCACAGUCCAACAAUGGUAGGUACUAGGUAGGGACCCCCAGCACAGUAUUUCAAAAAUGGGAAUUUUGAGAUUCCAAAUUCUGAAAUGGGCGUUGGGAUUCCCUCCACCUCAGUUUAGACUGUGGGAUGUGUGUUGAUGUGAGCUGUAUGCAUCAGGUGGACUAUAAAAUAAUCAGUUAGAGAACAUCUCUGUAAGCAUAGAAAACUAUCAUCUCCUCCUCUCUUUCUCCCUACUUAGACCUGUACUUAGUCUGCAGAUUAGAUCAUCUUACACAACCAGCUUACUGGGUUCCAUUUCAACGGCUACGAUUCGUCGGUCUGAAUUUCAAACUUGCUUAUACAACCCACAUCUUGGAGUGGAAGAAAUACAUGAUCUAUUGUCAAAGAAGCCUAACUUACACAACCCACAUCUUGAAAUCAAAGAGAUACUCCAUCGCAUUCUAUCGGUGGGGAUUGGUGCAUCGGCGUACUAGCUAACUUACGCGACCCACAUCUUGAAAUUGAAGAAACAGUUGAUCUUGAUUCGGCGGAUUUGGGUGUCCAUCAGACAAGAUUAUAUACACAACCUAGGUCUUCGAAAGGAAGAAAUAAUUGGAAAAAAUCCCAUUUGAGGCAGUAAUGGGAUUGGAGGCGAAUUGGAUUGCUUGAAAAGUCCCUUGCAUUUCACUCAUGGAAUGAACUUGAAUUCCUGGGGUUGGGGAGGAGUCCAAUGCAAGAAAAAGAGGAAAGGAGAGAAUAGAAAGGUGGGGAAACGGUUGGCUUGGGUUUAAAGGGAAAGGGCCACAAAACAAAGUUCAAGUGCACCAUAUUAGAAUACAAAGCUUCUUUUUUUUUUUUUUAAUUUUUUUUUAGGUGGGCUCAAACAGACCUAAGAAAAUUGGAGGUGCAAUCAGUUUAGUAGUUUGAAUUGCACCAUCUAACCGCUCCAAACCACUCCUCAAUACUCUCUCUCUCUCUCUCUCUCUCUCUCUCUCUCUCUCACCAAACUUGGAAAGCUCUUACCUUUCUACACGUAAAAUCAUUCAAGCUUGCUAACAAAGCCAACAACACCUAAUAUAACAAACCACUUCACUUCAUGGUUUCUGGCCCAUAACACCUCUCUCUCUCUCUCUCUCUCUCUCUCUCUCUCUCUCUCUCUCAUUCAUGAAAGGAUGAAAGAUCGAAUGGAAAGGCUGGCGGUUCUUCCCUUUUCCAUGGGAUGUGUCUCACAUUCGAGCGUCGCCGUAGGCGAAAGCAAUCCCAAGAAAAACAAGGCGGAUCCAAUUCCAUCUUCAGCAAGAGAAAGAGAGUGUGUGAAUGGUGUGAAAAUGAAGAAUUCAGUUGGGUUGUUUCCUCUUCCAAGACCUACUCUCAUCUCUGCUGGCUUCGUGAGAUUGUUCAAGUCAUUCUCUCACUUCUUUGUAUACAAGGAAGAAGAGACUGGAGAGAUGGAGAUGGAGAUUGGAUUUCCAACAGAUGUGAAGCAUGUGUCACACAUAGGAUGGGAUGGGUCCACCACCACCAUGAACAUGAAGAGUUGGGAUGCCCUCAAAGCUCCUGAGAUGCUCUCUCUACCGUCCAUCUCUCUUAAGCAGUUUGAGCUUGCCAUGUCUGCUCAAGCAGAAGCACCUCUUUCCAAUGCCCAUUUAUCUGUUAGGCCUACUUAAUGAUGAUGAUGAUCACAUUGGUGGGCCUCUGUCAAAAAUUGUAUAGUUUAUGAUUUGAUAUGACUUACUACAUUUUAGAUGAUUCAAUGUAAUACAAAUAUGUUGACACCAACUGAUUCCCACCUUUGAUCACAGUGGGCCAUGGGUGGGUCCUACAGUGGAUGGUACAUGGUUCCCACACCACCCUCAUGGGAUAUCACACCCAUUCAGAUAAAGGCCUGAAAAAUGGAUGGUAAGACCAAUUUUACUCUCA
Molecule: messenger RNA, 1919 nt
Organism: Magnolia sinica
Lineage: Eukaryota; Viridiplantae; Streptophyta; Magnoliopsida; Magnoliales; Magnoliaceae
Product: CRIB domain-containing protein RIC4-like
Exons: 3
Coding region: 1172-1666 (164 amino acids)
Source: RefSeq, a predicted model, not a curated record